Molecule: messenger RNA, 2896 nt
Organism: Magallana angulata
Lineage: Eukaryota; Metazoa; Mollusca; Bivalvia; Ostreida; Ostreidae
Product: synaptophysin-like protein 1
Exons: 6
Coding region: 31-813 (260 amino acids)
Cellular component (GO): synaptic vesicle membrane; synaptic vesicle
Source: RefSeq, a predicted model, not a curated record
AUUUUAAGUACGACUUAGUAAAGAAAAUGCAUGACCUUGACCUUAUUGGGUGAAUACUCAGACCGAAAACUGAAAAUGGAUGCAGGAAAGUGCCUGAAUAAUUUUUCCAUAGAGCCCCUGAAGGAGCCCAAGGGGUUUAUCAAAGUCAUCCAAUGGAUACUGGCUAUCUUUGCGUUUGCGACCACGACCAGUGUAGACACGUUCCUAACGGUGACUGCUAGAGGUUGCAGCGACGCCAUCAUGGAGAAAGUGGAUAUAGCCUACCCGUUUGACAUUCAGAACUCUUACUUCACUACACCACUAUGUAACAGAACGAGCAAUCCCGACGGUACCAAGGUGUACCUGUUGGAGGGGUCGCGAUCCUCCGCCGAGUUCUACGUCUUCUUCGGAGUCAUGGUGUUCCUCUACUGUAUAGCCGCCCUCGUUGUCUACCUGUUUUUUGAGGAGUUGUAUCGCAGAAGUAACGUUUGGAGCAUUGUGGAUUUUGUAAUCUCCGCGGUGAUCACUCUCCUGUGGCUGGUCUCCUCCUCGGCCUGGGCUCAGGGACUCGUCAAUCUCAAGUACUAUACGGACCUGAAUAAGUGUGGUUUGUUUAAAACCAUUACAACUUGUUCUACAGACAACUGCGUUCAAACGGAGUUUCCUAAUUUUGGAAGCCUUAAUGCUUCUGUGAUAUUUGGAUUCCUGAACAUGCUUGUGUGGGGCGGAAACCUUUGGUUCCUGUAUAAGGAAACUCCCUGGUUCCAGAACCGCUCCGAGGGAACCCCUCAGGGAACUGGAGGUCUUCCCGAGGGGGAUCCUCAGAGAAUCUAGGUCAGCGGUCAACUACUGGAGCAAAUCAAUUGGGUCAAAUGAACUGUGCCGAUAUUUAUCUCUCUCUUAUUAUCAGAGUAUAAAUGGAGUAUUAAUAAGGGUUUGGUCAGAACAUGAAUACAUUUUGUUCAGAUGUGGGGAGAUUAAGCAAAGAGGAAAUAUUUUGUUCUUAUUAAUGGCACAGUGCAGUGUUUUUGGCUUGAGGUCUAACUGUAAAGAUGUUUGUGGACAAGUAUUGAAUUGUUUUAUGGAUUUUUUGGCUUGGAUGCAUUUUCUGAAGUAAAAUCAGUGUUCUGAAAUGAAUAAAUGACUGCUUUUAUUAUUCAUCGUUUGUUUUUUGAGUGCUAUUGAAUGAACAAAACAUAAGCAUAGAUACUGUAGUAUAGUGGUGUGACUAAGUAUAAGUGGCUGAACAUUAUUAUUUUUAUGCAAUUUGUGUAUUCUCUAAUGUCUUGAAUAACACACAUGUCAUUAUGAAGACAAUUAAUUAUUGUACGAGAACUGGUAUCUGUUAAAUGUUGAUGUACAGUAAUUGAGGAAAGGGAAAGUACCCAUUCUAGUUAUAAAGAAUUUACUGACCAAAAUACAUGUAAGAUUUCUGAAAUCCCUGAAAUAUUGUGUGAAAUCCAGUAAAUGUUGAUAUAUGGGGUAGGCUUUGGAGAAUUCAUCACAUUAAUAACACCCAUUGCAGGAGCUGCGUCAUAUUUUUUUAAGAUCUUGUUUGCCAAACAUAAGCUUUUUUUUUUUUUUUUUCAAUUUCUGGAUUAAAUUCUCGUGGCUUUUCUCUGAUAUGCUCUGCUUGGAGACACUUGAAAAAAAUAUUUAAGCAUACAGAGUUGUUUUAAAAAUAUGAGAUUAAUUUCUUGUUUAAUUUACCACAAAUUUGGGUAGGGGUGCAAAGACUUUCAAAUUGUAAAAUUUUUUUGAAUGAACUUUUUUGUGGUGGUUAACACUUGCAUUGUCUAACCCUUAGUUUGCAGACCCUAAUUUUUAUGUUAUCAAUGUUAAUUAGAAGCUGUUUGACUGUAUUCCCUAUGAAUAGAGCUCCGGGUUUAUGAGAUCUGUGACAAGAUCUGUUUACUGUAUUGUCCUAGCUUGUUCAUUUGUUCGUUUGACCUAGUUUUUGGACGAGGGAUUUCUCUCCCUUUUCUGUACAUGUACAUGUUCACAGCAACAACAUGUAUAAUUUAUAUGUUAAUGUGUAUGUAAUUAUGUCAUGUAAUUAUUUAUAUGUACUGUGUAUAAAAGAAUCAACAGGAACAGAGUUGUGAACAUGACUAUUGGUGAACAUUAUACACAAGAAUUAUUGUAUAAUAAGUAGAAUUCUUUCCCUUUGAUUCAACAGAAGAUCAACUGAAAAUCACCCUUGAAUUAACCCAAAAUCAACCCAAAAUUACCCUUUUAAUUACUUGAUUGUUACAGCUUUUUAUAGAUGCAAAUAGUUAAACAUGUACAUGUAGAUAGAAAUAAGUAACUUUUGGUUGGUUUGGAUGCAGAAUAUUACAUUUGUUAUUUUUGUUUUGUUUAUUGCUGUGUUAAGAACUUUUUUUCGUCCUUUUUUUAAAUACAUUUUCCCAUCUUUUUUUUUCAUUUUGUUUUUUUUAUUAUAUUAUUAUUAUUAUGGUUAUGUUGCAUAUCAGGCAGUUGAUAUACAGUGUAAAUUUCUGCAAGGAACCAAACUAUUACAUCAAAAUGAAGGACAACUGAUUUAUGAAUAUUAGUUAUCGUAUUUAAUCAAAACAUUCCAUCACAAAGUAUUUAAGAGAAGUAGGUAGUUUUCUGUUUGUAUUUUUUUUAUGCUAGAUAGAUUUAAAACAUUGGUCAUAUCUAAUAGAAAAAUCAGUUUUAAAAACCACUGUUGUUAAUUAAUGCUUUAUGGUAUUUGCGUCCCGUUUCUUCCGGCCAUUUUCAGGUUUAGGAUUUCAGACUUAUGUUAAUCACACUGCUUAUUGAACAGAAUUGUACCUGUGUGUGCCAUCAGAGCGGACUACUUUCUGAUUCAGCUAUGUACUCCAUAUUUAUUAUAUUUAUAGCUUUAUAGUUUUCAAAUGGAAAUGGUCAAAAAUAAAAUUAGUAUGUGUAA